AUGCCUCGUGAUGCCGGCCCCCGCAAGCCCACCCUCAAGCAGCUGGCGAAGCAGAAAGCGAAGGACAUCAAGACCCGGGAGCGCAACGAGGCGACGUUCGCAUCCGCCGUUCAGCACUCCAAAAGCACCAUACUCGACGUGGACAUGCGGUUCAUUCAAGACACGCUGACCCAGAACCCGACUUGGAUUUCUCCACUCGCUGGUCUGAUCCGCUCGGGCUCGUUGAAUGGUCUUCUGAAGGACGUUGCCAAGAAGGAGGAGACCGGUGGACUGAGAUGGAAGGGCAAGUGCACCAAAUGGGGCAGUUUGCCGCUUGAGAUGGCGAGCUUAAUGCUCAAGCAUUGCGGUGUGGAGCUCGCGGAGGACGUACAGAAGGACGAACCCGUCGUACGGACCCUCUUCGAGAUCCAGUUCUGGGCAGCCAAGUCGGCGUCCUUGCCAUCUCGUGCGGACAUUCGCUAUCAGUCCACGUUGGUCAAGUUAGCGAGGGCCCGCAUGGAGGACGUUGGUCGCAACUACAUAGCUGCGGUGAACUCGGCGGAGGCUAUCAGUGUUGACCGGGACAGGUACAACAUCUGGUCACUUGAGAACAACACGUUGUACUGCCACGUCUUUGCCACACAAGAUGGACACCCUCGCCGUUCCCGCUCGGAGUUCGUACCCAACGAGUCGUACCUCAGCCACGAGCUUCCUACUCUCCCGGACAACAAGACGUGGCAAUUGGACGACCCUUUUGCGGUGGACUGUGUCAUUUCAGAUGGACAGCAUAACUCGUUGUUCAGUUUUGAAUGCGCGAGUUUCUUUCCUACUUUGCCGGACAUGAAGGCCAAGUGGACCUUCGACUUGUCGUCGGACGCAGACACCACGGACGCUCUGAAAAAAGAGAUCGAGUCGCACUUUCUCCAGAGUUCGUUCUCCCUCCUCAAGCAGCAGGAGCACGCUGCAAACGCCGAGAAGAAGGGCACCAAACGAAAGGCAUCCUCGCAGCAGAUGCAGGACGACAUGGAGGACGACAACGAGCAAGCGGACAAUGAGGAGCACACGGGUGACCAGAUGGAAGAGGUAGCAGCUGGACGAAGCACACGUUGUACAGAGUUUGCCACGUCGAGCUUUGCAACGAUUGUUCUUUUGCAUCAAUGGCACCAGGGUAUGCGCAAAGAUGCCAAAUGGAAGAAGCCGGCAGAGGAGGUAUCCAAGCUGGCCGGGGAGUUGCUUCAAGGCCUCGCUUCCUUGUUCCUGCAGACCCCGCAGGACUUCUCAUUCACGUGGGACGGAAACACUCUGGUGCUGCCGUUCAAAGGAGGUUCGCUGGACGUGGACGAGGUUGUACUGCAAAACAGUUUACUUGCUAAAGUACUACACCGCGAUCGUUCCCGAUUCAUGGACGUGCUGCAGGAUGUGAAUGUGGACUGCACCCGUCGGACAAUUGGAGACACUCGCAAGUCAUCUAGUUUGAGGACGAAGUACUACUUGUUGGCGGCUUUGGCACGUGCCAUGGAUUCGUCGGACGACACGCAUUCCUGCUGGACAUCUUUGAAUGUGAAGCAAGUGAUGCAGCUUAGGAGCACCUCCGGAUAUCGUCGGUCGUCCACGAGUUUUCGACAAGAGGUUGCGAGUUCAUCGAAUGCCACACGCAGGACACUUACCUCCACAUUGCAAGGACAUGCGUUCACCGUGCAGGACAGCAGCGAACAGCAGGACGAACAAAAGAUCAAGAAGCACGCUUCUAUGGACGCACACAGGCUAGCACGCAUGGAGCGAUACGCCUAUGUCACGCAGGGCAAGUCAGAUUUCCUCUCGACGGACAUUUUGUGCGUGGUGGUCCAGAAAUCGUCCGUCUUGUCGGCUGAGCAGUGGAAAGCUAUGUGGAACAAGGCUUCCAAGAAGUUCCUCGGGAUCGAGAAACCCGUUGGACCUGGUCAUGCGGAGGACCGGCUGGCCACACUGUCUUGGAUGCAGGACAUAAACCACGGCUUGCGACCCAUUGGCUGGACUUUUGGCUGCUGCCAGAGCACGCCGGCCGGCCCCGCGGAGGACGACACGAAGGCUAAACGUGCACCGAUCAUGAUUUUGUGCACCGACCAAGAAGCAACACAGCUGGCGGCUGUCUCCUUCUUGAGGAACAAAAAGAGCCUCUGGAUCGAACACGUCUCGGACCCCGCCCACAGGUCGCACAACGACGUGGCUUUGGCCUUGUCGGCCGCUGGACUCCUGAAGUUCUGCACGUGCAUCUCGCUGUACAACAUCAGGUAUGGACCCUGGCAGAAGGGCUCGUGGGCGUUGAAGAUCCAGCAAGCCGCAAAUCGCAUGAAGGACAACAUGGACCCCUCGGACCCGAUAUUGCUCCUUUUCUUCCCGGACAUUCUGCUGGACGCCGGCCUCUCCCCCCUGGACGACAACACGGAGGAGAAACGCAGGUCGUUUUUGCAGACAUUACCCGACAUGGACUGCAUCCGCAUCAAGGGCACGAAGGCCAGCAAGAGUCGGUUCAAUUCCCUGACGACGGCCCACAGCGCGCUGGACAAAGAGUGGUCGGUCUUGGCUUUAGUUCUCACGGUGGUCUGCUUGGAGCACAACUGGGCAGUUUCCACUAAGGACCUCUUCUCGCAGGACAGCAACCAGGCCCGUGCCUCGGUUCCAUAUGGUGGAAGCAAGUCUUCUGCCAUACAGGAGGCCAAGCAAGGCAUGGACCAGGAGCGGAAGGGCAGCGCGAACAGUCUACACUUAAUGACGAAGUUCGUGAUCUCGCAGGACAACAAGACGACAGCCAGGAUGAUGUUCCAGGUCUUGCAACCCGAAGAGCUUCGUUGUUCGCUCAUGCUCAAGCAGCUGCGUUCCAAAGGCAUGACGAAGGACUACUACUCUGGCUGGGCACACUGGUCUUGGAUGAGCACUGCAAAGGACCACGUCAGGACUUUGUCGAAUUUGGAAGGUUUAUCUCGUGUCGGCCUCGACCUGACACUGGCACGCGCACAACCCCCGGAGGAGACAGAGCUUGUCUGGCAGGACUCGCUCGCAGGCCAAAUGACGCAGUUGACACUACAGAUCCUGCGGCUGCGGGCCGGGGCACAGCUGUACCAUACUGGAGGUUUCGGUGCGACCGCAGGACUAGUCCAUGCUGAAGAGCAGUUCCGUCGGGCAAGCUUGGAUUUUUUCAAAGAGAUGCAGUCUUGUAUCCAGGACACGCACAGUGGUGGUUCUCGUAUGGCAAAAAAAUUGCUCGAAGGUCAUUUCUCCCAAGGGCCGAUUAGUCGGUACAUCCUCGCCGAUCUUUGCACUACCCGGUUUCAGAGCCUUACGGAGGACGUUGCACACGUAUUGACCAGCAUUUGGUCGGGCCUCUUGAACACGAAGAUCAUCGAAGACUGUAAUAAAGUCCAGCGCGAGGCCGAGCAACGACAUUCGUCUUCGAAGGACUUGGGUCGUUUGGACGGAUGGAAGGCUGUGACCCAACAGGCCGUGGUCAAGAUGUACGAGAGGGUGGAGGCACUGUCAACGGAGCUCUACCACACGCCGGCAGCGUUUGACGUGGCCAAACUUUUCUGCAAAGACACCGAGAAGAAGAAGAUUCAAGCAGUUCGUCGUCGUUCCGAUUCGUCGGUCAGCACGCAGGUCAGUGCCUCGGAGGUGCAGGAAGCACAGCUUCUUGCAGACGUGACGAAGACGAGGGACUGGGUCUCCCACAACCACGCCGAGGAACAGGAGGUUUUGGCUGCCUUCAGUUUACUGAUGAAGGCGUGGAGGGCCAAGCGAUGGUCGCUUUGUGAAGAAGGUUGGUGCUCUGGACUUUUGCCCGAAGGACAUGUUGUACUGGCAGGUGCAGACCCGUUGUUCAUCGUUCGGACAUACCGUUUGGCUGCACUCGCAUGGCCCGGCAAGAUCGUUAAGGACAAGGACCAUGAGUUUUUCGAAUUCAACAUGGGCGUUCGGUCUCUCUUUUGGAUGCACAGCACAUCUUUGGACUUGGAAGUGUUGCGGCUGCGAGUUGUUUCACCUCUGCGUGCCUCGGCUGCAGUACAGUUGAACAUUGUCAGCCCGACACGGACAUUCUCUACAUAUAUAUUCGUCCUAUAA
Molecule: messenger RNA, 4074 nt
Organism: Symbiodinium sp. CCMP2592
Lineage: Eukaryota; Dinophyceae; Suessiales; Symbiodiniaceae
Source: the annotation of a GenBank genome assembly